This is a messenger RNA of Saccostrea cuccullata (small rock oyster), 714 nucleotides long. RefSeq lists its product as uncharacterized. Gene Ontology annotation, biological process: proteasome-mediated ubiquitin-dependent protein catabolic process; negative regulation of translation; protein polyubiquitination. The transcript has a single exon. NCBI's taxonomy places the organism in Eukaryota, Metazoa, Mollusca, Bivalvia, Ostreida, Ostreidae. Gene Ontology annotation, molecular function: translation repressor activity; ubiquitin protein ligase activity. The record is from RefSeq and is a predicted model, not a curated record. The coding region runs from base 1 to 714 and encodes 237 amino acids.
AUGACUCUCUACAGCAUAAAUCAGGGUUUAAUCAAGUCAAUCAGAACAAGGACAAUAGACAGGAGCCCAACAGACAUAGCAGUCACAAGAAGUGGAGAGCUAGUGUAUACAGAUCAAUGGGAGAGAACUAUUAACAUUGUGAAGAGUGGAACUAAAGAAGAAGUGAUAAGAUUAGACAAAUGGAAACCUCUAGGCGUCUGUAGGACCUGCUCCCGCGACCUUCUCUUUACUAUGGAAAGUGAUGAUAAACAGUCCAAAGUUGCCCGAUACUCUGAUUCAACAGAGAAACAAUCCAUUCAGUUCGAUGAUAAAAAGGCACCUCUUUAUUCAUCGGAUGGUUCUCAUAAAUUCAUAUGUGAGAACAGGAAUCUUGAUAUCUGUGUGUCUGACUGUGGAGCUAAAGCAGUAGUGGUGGUCAAUCAGGCCGGGAAACUGAGAUUCAAAUAUUCUGGACAAGCUCCACUUCCAAGGUCUAGAGCAUUCAAUCCAAGAGGAAUCACUAGAGACAGUCAGAGUCACAUCCUCACGACUGAUUAUAAUAAUAACUGUGUCCAUAUAAUAAGCGAGAAUGGACAGUUUCGUCGUUACCUAAAUUUACCAUUUUAUGCUCUUGGUGGGUUGUGUACAAAUACAGAUGACACUCUGUUUCUUGUUGCUUGGAAAUAUUUCUUCAGUCUGUCAAGCUCUCUUGAGAAAAUCAAAUACCUGUAUUAA